Messenger RNA from Rhipicephalus microplus (southern cattle tick), 717 nucleotides. RefSeq lists its product as uncharacterized. Lineage: Eukaryota; Metazoa; Arthropoda; Arachnida; Ixodida; Ixodidae. The record is from RefSeq and is a predicted model, not a curated record.
AUGGCUGCCUCCGGAGAUGGCACGUUUUCCGCGAGUGCUGCAGCUUGGCUGUCACCUGCCCAGCGCAAGCCGCGAAAACGCUUUCGCAUCGAUGAAGAUUUAUGCCUCUUGAAAGAAGUGGUGUGUACUGACCCAUUCAGCAAUCCCGCCGCGUGGGAGGACGUGCUUCGAAACGUCAUGAGAGCGAUAAAUCGCGAGCUGACCAUUCGCGGCAUCAAAGAGCGAGUGGACCUCCUCAUCGGAUAUUUUCGACAGCAGGACACAGUGAACCUGAGGAAGUCCGGCACCGAAGAACAAUAUGGAGAGCGGGAGCAGCUGCUUCAGGACGUAUCGGACCUCAUGAGGGAGGUCGAUUAUGCCCCGAGAACCGUGCCGCGGAAGGCAAACGGCAUGGGACUGUCGAAAAAAAACGGCGUGGGGCCACGACAGCCCACUCAACAACUAGCAUCGUCCAAGGCGCGCAGAGCCCAGGCUCUGCUAAUUAGGGACGCUGCAAUGGCAUCUUUACCCGCUGUCCGGGCCUCAGACGACGGACAGAAAAAUGAUGAGGCAACAGCAACAAAUAUGCUGUUGGCAAUCUAUGAGGAUGAGCUCAGUCAGCAGGCGACAGAACCACAACCAGCCCAGCUGGAGAGGUGCCGGCUGCUGCACCAGGCGUGCCGGCUGCUGCACCAGGAAUCAGAGGCCUCCAGGCCCUUGGACUGCAGCUGCUUCUGA